AAUAAUAUGUUCACAUUCGUUCUUUACGACCACAUGCGGUUUAAGUUGGUGUUGGAGAGAAAAUCGUCAUGGCGCCACCAGAAGAAGUGGACGUCUUUAAAGUGCCACAUCGGCGCAUGAAGGAGCUUGUCAACUACUACUGUCAGAAGCUGUCUAAGACAGACUUCUCGAGUAACCGGGACCUGGGAAACCUGCUGAAGAGUCUUGAGACAACGUUCUCGGAGUUCAAGAUCCACGAGCAGAUCGAGAAUGACUGUAUCAUGAACAAGUUACAGCGACGACUUGAGGCACUCUCCAUUCAGAACGAGCAGGUGUGUGAGGUUCACUCUCACAACCAGCUGUCGGAGAUGUUGGAGCUGGUGUCUCAGGGGUACAGGCUGGUGCAGAAGGGGGAGGGAGAGAUGACCACGUACGGGAAGGAACUGCGAGUCGCGCUGGAGAACUUCACCCAACGGUUCCUACCCCACAUGAAGGAGGAGGAAGAGGUUUUCCAGCCUCUUCUGAUGGAGUACUUCAGCUAUGAGGAACUCAAAGACAUCAAGUCCCUCGUGAUCAAGCGCCACUGUCUCUCCAAGUCCAAAUACGAGGCAGAGUCCAAGGAGAACAAGGAGAAAUCUGACCAGGACAACAAGUCUGUGAAGUGUAGAGUCUGUUCCGCAGAGGAAGCCCAACAACAGCAGGAGGAGGUGUCCCCCAUCCAGACCCUGCCGUCGGAGAUCCUUCUACGCAUGAUGUCGUACCUGUCCCCGCGGGACCUGUGCAGGUGUGCGCAGGUGUGCCGCAGCUGGUCGGACCUGGCACGGGACGGACACCUGUGGCAGGUGAUGCACCCGGCACGGUGGGCCCAAGGUGAUUGGCGUUUUGGGUUCCUUCCCGAUGAAGACCCAGAUGACCUGCCCGUGUACGGAGCCAUGGGAGGGGAGGAGGAACAGGACCUGUAUGUAGUGGUGGACGAGGACGCAGACUUCGACGAAUCAGCAGAGAGCGACAACAGCGAGUCUAGUAAUCUCAGCUACACAGCUGCCUGUAUCCAGCGUGAGGCUAAGAUGUUGACAUCCCUGGUGAGAAACCUCCUCCCCCACGUGAACCGGUCUGUCCAGUCACUGGUGCUGAGGGGCAGCCGAGGACUCACCAACGGACUGGUGUACAAGCUGAUAGUGAGCUGCCCUAACCUGGAGUACCUGGACUUGUCUCACACCAAUGUGUCUGAUGUUGCCUUCAAGGGGCUUGGCAAGCGCGGUGCAGGAAGAAAGCUGCGCCACCUCGACCUUUCGGGCUGCGUGAACAUCACGGACUUGACCCUCGUCCGGCUGUCCAACGGGCUGGGACGCCUCGCCUCGGGCAGCCCCAGCGUCUCUCGUUCUGCGGACAACAAGAAGCGCAAGGAAGCCUCCAAGUACAUCUGCUGUGACUUCUCCAAUGCUGAAGGCAACAUGUGUUGUAUUGACACAGAUUACGAGAGUUCUAACCCAACACUUGCGCCGUGUCACACUGGCUGUUCUCAGAGCAGCACCCAGUUUGAAGACAUUGAGUGCUGUCAGGGCUUCUCGGAAAGGACUUGUGAUUUCGAGUAUCGUGCUCCGUACCAAAGGACUUGUUGCGGUACCGAGCAGAGAUCGUCCUCCCCUCCCAAUAACGACAUCGCAUCUUCUCGGACUUGUUGCAUGUCACAGGAGGAGAACCGCCCAUUCCAAGCUGACAAAAAUGCAAGAGAGAAAAGUCAGCGCAAGAAUAAGAAAGACAAUGAUUGUGCCAACAAUGAUAACGUUGGCGAAAGGACUAACAACUGUUCCCCCAACAAUGGGGAUGUGGACAAAGACUAUGAUGAAGCUGAGGAGGUGACCAGAGGCCUGGCUUACCUGGGCCUGUCGGGAUGCUACCAAAUCACAGAUGAAGGGCUUGGUGCCCUGGCGUCCCACGGUGGUCUCCCCCAGCUCACACACCUGGACCUGUCCGGCUGUCUCAACAUCACGGCCGACGGGCUGGCCGCGCUCGCAGACAACUGCCUCUCCCUGGACCACGAGCAGUUCUUCUACUGCGACAACAUCACGGACGGGCCCUUCUCCGACACCGCCAGCGGAUGUCAGAACCUCCAGUGUUCCUCCCGCGUGUGCUGUCGCUCCGGGGAGUAGGGCGCGAGAUAUGCUACAAAACCUGCUCUGCUGUCACGUAUCAGGGAGUAUUGCUCGGUUAUAUAUAUCAAAAUAUAUACUAUAUAUAGUAUUACAGGGUUGGACAAGUUUUCUAAAAUUAUGGCAAGCACAUGAAAAAUUUACUUGCCCGAAUCAAUUUUGCCCAAAAUUCAAAUGGCACUUUCAUAUUCAUUUUCACUUCCAGCAAUGGAAUUCUUAUUAUUACCUCUUUUGUCAUGACUGUAAAAAGUAACAAGUACUUAUAUCAAAAUCUCACUCAAUAGAAAAAUCUUACUUGCCCGGUGAUGCACUUUCCGGUGAUGCACUUGCCCGGUGAUGCACUUGCCCGGUGAUGCACUUGCCCGGUGAUGCACUUGCCCAAUUAUUUUUAGCCCUGGACAGUAGGGCUAGUGGACUUGUCCAACCCUGUAUAACUCAUUCUCUUAUACGUAAACUACUGUUAGAGAAGCCAAAGAAGUACCUGCUUCCAAAUUAUGUACCAAAGUUAUGCUGGCCCAGCAAGACUUUUUUUGUUUUAUGUUUUGUGUUACAAUAUUUUGUUACUUGUGUAUAACUAGUAAAGCAAUGCAAAGUUUCCCCAUAGCUUGGUAUUUCUGAAAGUAGUGUAAACCUGUAUGAGGGUUGUACAGCUUAUCUGAUUUUCAGUUUGUUCUGUUUUUUCAAUAUUUUGAACAUGAUAUUUGAUAAUUUAAUCUUUUGAAGUGUUCAUAGGACACUUGGAAAUUAUAGAUAUCAGGAAAUUAUUUCAUAUUGUGAGGUAAGGACCUCUGUACCUCACAAAUGACUUUUAUGGCCAGUAAUGCCUUUUUUCAUUGUGAUUGAAAAUCUUUGUUCAAAAUUUCCAAGGCAAUAAUAAGUAUAGAUUGGAAAACAGCUUCUAAUAAAUGAUCGCAUAAAUUUUGUCAUUGACCACUGAAUUAAGUUUUAAAAUUUAGCAAAAGCUACAUGGUAACCUGCGUUAAGUAGUAUACCUCUAUACACAGCAUUGUAGGAAAUGAGGAUGUCAGGUCAAAUCUUUUGAAAUUUGCAUCUUUCAAAAAAUCAAAAUUCUGUAUUUCCUAAAGAUGUUACACUUGGGAACUCACAGACACUCACUACGUCUUAAAGCCAGUACGUCUUAAAGCCAGUUUGUAAACUAUCUUCAGCAUCUUGUAUUCCAAACGAAGCAAAACCAUCUGUCAGGUCAAAUUUUUUUCAAGCCUAAGCACUGCAGCUUUCCUGACAACCAUUUAUAGAUAAGUUAAGACUGGGCGCAUGAAAUAUUUAACAGUGUCAGUUUUCUGAGAAUAGACAAUGAGCGGUGUGAAAGACUUGUCGUAUAUUAUGUAAUGGUCAUCAGUUUCAAACUGGAGACGACAUCACGAUUACGAGACGUCGACAGAUCUGGUCUCCAUGGUAACGGCACGGAGUUGGAACGCGGCCAGUUCGUCAGCGCCAGACAGUCCAUCAGACUUGCUAACAUGGUGUGGAAGUGACUCCUCUUACCUCUUCAGUGGCAGAGUGCAGCCAUUAGCGACACCCUGCAUGGAAUGAAUGUCAGAAUUGUCGCAGGAAGGCUCGGAUCAGUGACACGCAUACGUGACAGCUGCUCGCUAAAGAUAAACGUACAGAACACAUGAUGUGUGCCAGUAUUCUCACUGUGUGCUCUCAAAGUAAUAUAUCAAUUGUCUGACAUUGCUGUAUAUGCACUGCAGUGGACAUGUAACUAUAGACGUCACUCAGAUUAUACUAGAAUCAGUAUAAAUCUAUUGGGAUCAAAAUAGAAUCUAUCAGAAAUUCAAUGGACGAAUAAAUAGCUAUCAGGAACAAGGAGACUGUGUAUUUGCAAUGCUCUUGGUUGCCUCAGUGCUAAGGUCAUAUCUAUGAAGUCCUGAGCGAUUGUAUCACAUGCAUUACAUGAAGUAGAAAAAAAAGUUCUUCA
Molecule: messenger RNA, 4074 nt
Organism: Branchiostoma floridae (Florida lancelet)
Lineage: Eukaryota; Metazoa; Chordata; Leptocardii; Amphioxiformes; Branchiostomatidae
Product: F-box/LRR-repeat protein 5-like
Exons: 10
Coding region: 69-2132 (687 amino acids)
Biological process (GO): intracellular iron ion homeostasis
Molecular function (GO): protein binding
Source: RefSeq, a predicted model, not a curated record